AUGAGUCUUGAGCAAGAAGUAGACAUAGAUGCAUCUGGACAAUUCAAAUACGUCCUGAUCAAUCUGUAUCUCAAGGACGAUUCCUCUAAGUUGCUGGUACGUGGAUACGGUUGGGGUGAAUAUCACGACGAUAUAUACCAGAAAACACUAGAAUUAGCGCUGGCAGCAGGAUUAGACACAGAGUGUUUGGGUGGGGGUAGAAUACGCCAUGAUCCUGACAAGAAAGAAAUUUCAGUGUAUGGAUAUUCUGUGGGAUAUGGACGAGCUAAUCAUUCUGAAGCAGUUAAAUUGAUUCAGAAGAAGUAUCCCUCUUAUAAAGUUGAUUGGUCUAAUGAAGGGUAUUAG
This is a messenger RNA of Bolinopsis microptera, 345 nucleotides long. Its product is annotated as 14 kDa phosphohistidine phosphatase-like. Gene Ontology annotation, biological process: peptidyl-histidine dephosphorylation. Gene Ontology annotation, molecular function: protein histidine phosphatase activity. The record is from RefSeq and is a predicted model, not a curated record. Gene Ontology annotation, cellular component: cytosol. Bases 1 to 345 code for a protein of 114 amino acids. Lineage: Eukaryota; Metazoa; Ctenophora; Tentaculata; Lobata; Bolinopsidae. The transcript has a single exon.